This is a messenger RNA of Pseudocercospora fijiensis CIRAD86, 2367 nucleotides long. RefSeq lists its product as uncharacterized. The record is from RefSeq and is a predicted model, not a curated record. NCBI's taxonomy places the organism in Eukaryota, Fungi, Ascomycota, Dothideomycetes, Mycosphaerellales, Mycosphaerellaceae. The transcript is spliced from 2 exons. Bases 1 to 2130 code for a protein of 709 amino acids.
AUGGCCAUCCACUUUCGGCGAGUCAGGAAGGAACUGCUACCACUGCGUCAGGUUGGAACGCCUCCUUUUCUGGGCGCGAGAAGCGCUGGGACCUCGCAAGGCAUGGCAGCCCAGCAUGCGACCGAGAGCAGCGAAGACGAGUUUCACUCUCUGUCGGCUCAAGGAGAAGGCGCGGACGAUGAAGACGACGAAUCCGAAUCCGUGGUCAUGGCGCCUCCCAAACACCCCGUCCCAUCAUUUCAAGGAGCAUUUGAGGAGUCGAUUGUGGAAUCGAUGCAGAACGCGCAGGACUCCAGUUCUGACGCCCAUCCCGACGCUGACAUGAGACGUCGCAGACUGCUCGACGCGGAGCGCUUCGAAGGAGCUGGCACAAGAUGGAAGCACAAGCCUGGCGCCAAAUACCACCCAUUCGUAAAGCUCAUGGCACAGGUCGUCUUUGGGCUGCAUCUGUUAAUGGAAGGACAGGCCAAGUCCAACGAAGAGGUGGUCCGUAUACUGCAAAGUCACGUCAACGAGGUCGACAGCUUUUUGGAGAGCACGUCGGACGACUUUGAUUUGGCCAUUAAAGAUAUUGAGGAACGAGUGCGCUAUCUCAGACUGCCCAUGCAACACAUGGAUGUCUUUGAAGUCAUGCUGGACGAGAAGAAGUUUCGGACGGAGCUACUGGCUGGCAAUGAGAAGAUUGAAAAGAUUAUCGAGAAAACCGCAAAGGCUAUGAACGCAGCAGUGUUCGACAUCGAAAAUGGUCUCAGAUCUACACAAGAACUGAGUUACUAUCUCACCCAGAUCGAAGGUCGCUGGCCUACCGGUGACUCUGAUAUCUCCGAAGUAUUUGCGGCAAUGCGAGGAAACGAGCAAGGCUGGGACAAAUAUCUCAAGGACCUGAAGACAAAAAGCAAGAAUUUGCGGCACAGUUUGGCUACCCUAGAAUCCACAAUUAGUGAGAUCUCGAAGCACGCCGCUGCGGCAAGCCGACGCAACAAGCCGCAAAGCAACACAGUCUCACCUACGAUGCGACAACCUUCAAAGUCGUCAGUCGCCUCGUCGCCCCUGCGAUCCAAGUUUGCUGCGAAAAAUUCAACCGUAUAUCGCAAGCCAGGACCAUGGUUGGACAAGCCUCUCCCGAAAGAGCCAUCUACAGGUGCUGCCGCAUCGCAGACUGCGAAUUCAAAGCCUCAUCCCGUGCCUUUCGAGACCAGAUAUGAGCAACCUCGGCAACGUAUCCCGACUCCGGGAUCCAGGAGUAAUGUCAAUGGCCGUGGCAGCCCACUACGACCGCAGACAGCCACACGGCCACCAGAUGAACGCACACACCAGAGACGAAGUAUGAGAGAUCUUGCAGAUUUUCUGCGUCAUUCCGACGGACUGCGCAGCCAUCCCCCAGACGGCAGUCAAUCCGGCCGAUUCCCAGCGAAGAAGCCCCACAGAUCGCAAAGUCAUGAUGGUGCUCGCAUGAUGACUUCGGCUACCGAAAAGAAACGCUUCAGACGUUCAAGAAGUUUCGGCGCAAACCCGACAAACCAGGAAUCGGAGCGCAGAACAAUACCCAGAAAGCCGGUCGGGUCUAGUACUGUCACUACUACUGUGAGCAGUGAUGCCAAGAACACAAAAACGCAAUUCGCUGGGCUCGGGAGAAAGGAGUCAGCCACACUAGGUAGCAGUUUCUCCAGACGACUCUCUCGAAGGCUCAAAAACGCGCCUCCGAUCACAAAUCACGCUCCUCGCAGCUCUGUUUCCCGUCCAGUCGACUCCGCUCAUGCAUCAGAAAAGCAGCGACAAAGUGAAGAUGUUGCUUCUGAUCAUGAUAAAGAUCUUACUCCUGAUCUCGAACAGGAUCUUUCGAGCAAUCCUGUCAGAAAUAGCAAAGACCAGCCACGACCGGGCUCCCGGAAUCACAGCCUCUUUCCAAAAGACGUUGGUCCCCUAACGCCAUCACAAGCAAGCCUGCGGGAAAACAGUCCAAGUCCACACAGGGCGGACAAGACUUGGGUCUCGUCGAACGAUAUUUCUCCGACUAGCAUCUCUACAAAGCCCACCACACAUGGUUCCAAAGCAAGUCGCACGUUGAGUCUGCGAAAUUUCUUCUCUCACCACCGCAAGGAAGGCAUUCGGAAUGUGAUGGUUUCUUGAAGAUGAAGAUGAAUUGAGGAAAUAUACUUACAGCUUUUAUAUUUAUGUUCCAGAGUGUUUAUUACAGGCAGCAGCUCUCCGGCUAGGAUCGAGCGCUCGAACGGCCGAGUUGGCAGCAUUUAUUUCCGAUGGAAUUACGGUGAAUGCAUUCGAAUGGGAGGACCGGUCUACAGAUGUGAUGCGGGUCCAAGAUGUAAGAAGACAACGAAUAGACAGCUGCUAUUAAUAAGUUGGUGA